AUGUAUAAAUUAUCUGUAUUAUUAUUAUUUGUGUUAACUAUUAUUUCAGCUGGUGUUUUUGCUCAAACAUGUCCAUAUGAUCAAACACCAAGACUGGCCUCUGCAACUCAUUACAGCUCGUAUACUUUGGGAGGAGGAUGCAGUUUUGGUACUCCUUGGAGUUCGACAGGUCCACACACCGCCUACAUUGCAGCGCUUAGUGAAGUUUGGUACAACAAUGGUACACAUUGCGGUAAUUGCCUUGAAGUGUCAAAUGGCAACAAAUCAGUGACUGUCAUCAUUCAAGAUAUGUGUCCUAUCGAAGGUAACCCCAUUUGUAAGAACGACUAUCAUCUAGAUCUCUCGCCAGAGGCAUUUGCAGUACUUGGUAACGUCAACGACGGAGUAUUGUACAAUCUAACCUGGAGAGAAGUUACUUGUGACAAUAUCUAUCCAGAAACUGUACAAGUACAAAUUACCAAAGGGUCAAGCCUAACAUGGGCCUCUUUACUUGUAUUUGGUUACAAAAUUGGAAUCAAACAAGUACAAAUCCAACUCGCCAACUCUACCACUUUUACAUCGACCACUCGUUACAGUUACAAUAAUUUCAUUGGUAUUAGUCAACAAGAAUUGUUCAAGUAUCCAUUCACUGUAAAGAUUAUCUCUGAUCUUGGUGAAUCUAUUGAAGUGACCAUUCCAGAAUUAGAAGUUGAAAAGAUCUAUGACACCAAACAACAAUUUGGUACUGGUGAUUGUAUUGGUUCAGAUUUAAUUCUUUCAGUCAAUCAUGCAUCAUCAUCUCUUCCAAUCAUUUCAAUAUUCUCUCUAUUAUUAUUAUCAAUAUUUACUAUUCUCAUUUUAUAA
Messenger RNA from Cavenderia fasciculata, 843 nucleotides. It is a transcript of the gene expl5, whose product is annotated as expansin-like protein. The coding region runs from base 1 to 843 and encodes 280 amino acids. NCBI's taxonomy places the organism in Eukaryota, Evosea, Eumycetozoa, Acytosteliales, Cavenderiaceae. The record is from RefSeq and is a predicted model, not a curated record. The transcript has a single exon.